AACUAUAAUAAUUAUAAACACAUUUAAUUAAUUAAAUCAAUUUAUAUUUGCUAAUAUUAAUUUGUUAGCAAUCUAAUUAAAUAAUAAAUGAGUGAAGGAUAUGCGGUAGAUUCAAAAUUAGAUAAAGAUAUUUAACUUUAGAAUCUCUACCAUUAAGAUUUAGCAGAAGCUAGAUAAAUACUAACUAAAAAGCAACAAGAUAGAAAUAGAUAUGAUUUGUAAAAGUUAAGAGAACUUUUGUGUCCUAAGUUAGCAUAUUUAUUAGUACUAUUCAAGAAUAAUAAAACUUGGAUACUAGAUUAGCUUUUUAAAUAAUUAUAAUAUAGGAUUUAUCAAAAAGAUUAGAUUGUUUGCUCUAUAGGUGAGAAAUCGUUAGAAUUUUACUUAAUUUUACAGGGAGAAUGCUCUGUAAUGAUCAAUCUGCAUGAUUAAAAGUAGAAUAAGUAGAGUAAUGAGUAAAAUAUUAAUAUAUCCAUUGCAAAUUUAGUAGAAGUUAAAGUGCUUUCUUAAGGAAUGUCUUUUGGAGAAAGGGGUUUGAUUGAAAACAGAGGAAGAACAGCAACAAUAAUAGCUAAAGAUGAAGUGCAUAUGCUGAUUCUAAAUAAAGAAUCAUUUAUGAGGAUAUUAGGGACUUAUGAAGAAAACAAACUUGCUUAAAUUGUUAAUUUGUUACACAGCUUUGAAUUCUUUAGGAGGUGGGGCAGAGGAAGCUUAAAGUGGAUUUAUUAUAAUGUAUUAGUCAAGAAAUGCAAGUUGGGAGAGUAUAUAUACUAGUAAGGAUAACAAAGUGAAAAUAUGUUUAUUAUUAUUGAAGGUGAUUUUUCUGUAACUAAAUCAUUUCUCAUAUCAAAUGAAAUGCAAGAUUAGAAUAAAACAUCUAAAAUAUAUCUUAAAAAAUGUAAAAAUAGUAAAUAUUUUCUCUCUAAAGAAGCACAAAUAUGUGUUCUUUCUAAAGGAGAAAUUUUUGGAGAAGAUGACUUAUACUUAUAAUAAAAUAGGAGCUACAGCAUACGUUGCUUGACUCAAGAUGCUAUCCUAUGGAUAAUAAGCAACAAAAUUUUUAAUGCUAAAAUUCUUGAUAAACCUUAUGCAGUACACUAUUUGGAAAAUAAUGCAAAAACAAAAAUAGAAAGAUAUGACUAAAUGUAUCAAUAAAUAGUAUAAAAUUAAUAAGAUACUAUUAUUCAUAGAAAAUUACAUUUAAGUCCUGAGAGAAUUAAACUAUAUAAGGAAUGUUUUACUUAGAAGACAGAUAUCACAUAAGAUUAGACUAAGUUUGAGAAAUAAAAAUAAAUUUAGCAUAUACCAAACUCGCUAAACUCAACUAAUAAUUAUACAUAUUAAAAUGAAACUUAAAAUAUAGAUAUGAGUAUUGAUUAUACAGAUUCAGAGUAUGCAAUUAAUUCAAAAUACGGAGAUUCAAUUUAACUAGAUUCUCUACCAAGUCUCACACCUUAUUCUUAUACAAAUAAAUUAAAAGCCCGUUAUAAUUAAAAGCAAAGGAGUUAAUCUAUUUCAAAUGAAUAUCAAAUAACUGAGGCUUUUACUUUGAACACUCCAAAAGAAAAAACUUCAUUUACUUAGUUGUUGAAAUUAGAAUAAACAUCUAGAAGCAGAAAUUAAAAUAAUGUGGAAACAAGUGCAGCAGAAUCUCCAAGCAGAAGUCCGAAAAAUAAUUUUUCUAUUAUCAGUAAAACUGAGCAAGCAAGGUCAAAUAUGUAAACCCAGUUACCUUCGAUUAAAGAUGAUAAAUAAUGUGAAAAAAGUAUUAUAAACGAAGAAGAUAUACAGAAUAAUAAAGCAGUCGAGCUAAAAUAUGAAUAGUCAAAAAAAAAGUUUUACAAAGAGUCAGGAGAUUCUUUAAUGGAGCAAAUUAUUUAAAGCGAUAAAAAUGCUAAAAGAAAGAACAGCAAAGUUAAACUUAACAAAUUAUUUAAUUAGUUAUAAUAUGAUAAAGAUGUAUUUUAGUUGUAAAAUCAGUAAAGAAAAUAGAAAGAUUAGCAAUAUGAAUAAGAUUUAAUUAGCUUAAACUUCAUUCUCAAGGGAGAUUACAUAAAUAGAGACAUCAAAUUUAGCAAAACAGAACUUAAAUAAGAUUUGAAAGAUGCAAUAGUAAUUGACUACAAAGUUAGAUCAAGAUCAUCAUACAAAAUUAACCAAAACAAUAAAUCAUUUGACUGCAAUAAUAAUAGUGACAGUUGCAAUAAUACCAGAUCGCCUCACAAAGUUUCUUUUUCUAAAAAUGGAAAAAAGAAUUAGUUUGACAACAAAUAUAUUUUUACUUUGAUUUGA
Tetrahymena thermophila SB210 is the source of this 2292-nucleotide messenger RNA. RefSeq names its product cyclic nucleotide-binding domain protein. The transcript is spliced from 6 exons. The record is from RefSeq and is a predicted model, not a curated record. NCBI's taxonomy places the organism in Eukaryota, Ciliophora, Oligohymenophorea, Hymenostomatida, Tetrahymenidae.